Yamadazyma tenuis ATCC 10573 is the source of this 2583-nucleotide messenger RNA. It is a transcript of the gene ASG1, whose product is annotated as Asg1p. Gene Ontology annotation, molecular function: sequence-specific DNA binding; DNA-binding transcription factor activity, RNA polymerase II-specific; zinc ion binding. Gene Ontology annotation, biological process: DNA-templated transcription; positive regulation of transcription by RNA polymerase II. The record is from RefSeq and is a predicted model, not a curated record. NCBI's taxonomy places the organism in Eukaryota, Fungi, Ascomycota, Pichiomycetes, Serinales, Debaryomycetaceae. Gene Ontology annotation, cellular component: nucleus.
AUGAACUUCACUAAACUUGACAAAGAGCCCAAAAGGAGAAGAGUCACAAGAGCCUGCGAUAUCUGCCGACAGAAAAAAGUCAAGUGUGAUGGGAAACAGCCCUGUAUCCAUUGCACUGUGUACUCAUACAAUUGUACGUACGACCAGCCCAACAUCAGAAAUAAGAAAAACAGUGGUAUUCCCUAUCCGCCUUAUUCUCGCAUUGUUGCUAAAAAUGGCGGCUCCAUUCUGAGUGAUCCUGCCAAAAAUGCCACUAGUCUCAUGACUUUUCAAAACAUCAUGGACAUGAUGUUCCCAGGCUUAAAGGUCAAUGUACUUGAUGAUCUGCCCCUCAACUUGAACUUUGAAAAAUUUAAAAGGGUUAUGAGUUUCUUGCAACAGAGCCGGGGCUCCAAUACCACCUUAAAAGACAUUUCCGACUGUUACUUGGACAACUUGGAUGCCGUCCGUAACUUCAGUCCUAGCAAUUCACCCUGGGACUACUCUAGAGAAAGAGAUAAGGAGUCCAUUACCAGUGACGAUAACCCUGUUGGCAGAGAAAUUAAAAUCGACUUACCCUCCAAAGAGAUUGCAGUGCAUUUGAUCCAAACCUGUUGGGACAAGGCGUGUGUACUCUUUCGGUUCUAUCACCGCCCGUCUCUUUUAGAGGAAUUGGAUCUUUUAUACAGCCUCGAUCCGUUGCAUUAUACGGAUAGGCAACAGAAGUUCUUGCCAUUUUUGUAUUCCAUUUUGGCGGUUGGAUGCCUAUUUUCGAGAGAGUCGUAUGGCUCGACCCAGGAUAAUGAUUUGUUGGAAGACGAUGGGUUCAAAUACUUUUUGGAGGCCCGGAAGUUGAUUGACAUCACCAAUGUAGGAGAUAUAAUAUCCAUCCAGACAAUCGUCAUGAUGAUCAUGUAUCUUCAGUGUUCGGCCAGAUUGUCUACCUGCUAUUCUUAUAUUGGAAUUGGGUUGCGUUCUGCUUUGAAGGAGGGUUUACAUCGUAACUUGAUGAUUUUUCAGGAUACCAAGCGGAAGUUGGAUCCUAUCGAAAUCGAUACCAGGAAGAGGCUUUUCUUUACUCUCUACAAAAUGGACAUCUAUAUUAACUCUUUGCUUGGCUUACCCAAAUCCUUGAGUGAAGAUGAGUUUGACCAAAUGCUUCCUGAAGAGUUGGAUGACGAAAAUAUCACGAGACAAGGCUACCAUCACGAAGCCCAACAGGGAAGAUUGUCAUCAGCCGCUUGUGCUAAUCACCACACGAAGUUGAUGUUCAUAAUGUCCCAUAUAAUCACCCAUUUGUACCCGUUGAAAGUCAAAAAAUCUCCCAACUCCAAUAAUGUUAACCAGACCCCUAAUUACAUGCACCAAAAGGUCAGCAAGUUGGAACACGAGAUGAAACAAUGGCUCGACCAGUUGCCCGAGGAAUUGAAACCCUACGAUCCCAAUAACGUCUUGUUGUCCCAUGAUGUCCCUGAAAAAUUCCAGUUGGCUAAUUACUAUUUACACUUGGCAUUCUUGAAUUGUCAGAUCAUGUUGUACAGGCCUUUCAUCCACUUUAUCAGCCAUGGUAAUGAUUCCAAAGCUUCUGAUCCUAGAUCUCUUAUUAGAGGAAGAAACUGUAUCAAGGUUGCUAGAUCAGUGGUAAAGUUGGCAAAUAGAAUGAUUGAUCAAAAUUUGUUAGUGGGAACAUAUUGGUUUUCCAUGUACACGAUCUUUUUUUCUAUUGCCUGUUUGAUAUAUUACUAUCAUUUUGUCAAUUCUUCACACAAUCUCAAUGACUAUAACUCCUCUUCCAACUAUGCGGGUGUGUUAUUUGAUGAUGAUUUGAACUUGGAUAUGAUCAAAAAAGAUAUCGAGGUAGGAAAGAAAGUUUUAGACAACUUGAAGGGAAACUCAAACGCAUCUUUAAGGAUUUACAACAUCUUGAACCAGCUUUUUGAGCAGUUGAACAGACGUACUGCCAGUACAUCUAAAGACAUUUCUAACUUGUUGACCAAUACUCCAGUACUGGAUGUCAACAAGGCACAAAUUUCGAACACCAUUCUGGCGUUUGACUCGAUUAACAACUUCAAGUCUAAGGGUAAGAACUAUGAUCAGACAUCUUUGUUUCAACAGAACUUUAACAAACAGCUUGACCAGUUAAACUUAAGUGAUCCUGGCCGGGACGAUAAUCAAAAUGAAUAUACCCCAUACUCAAUGAAACAAAGUGUUUCCCAGCCCGUUGUUUCUGUUUCUGCUCCAGUCAUUCAGCUGCAAUCUGUUCCAGCUACGGCUUCUGACUCGGCUAUUACGAAAAGUACAAGAGCAUUCACCGGCGAUGAUAUCAGCCUGAUUAUGAAUGAUUACCUGGCAACUACUCUGGUUGGUUCAGGAUCUGGUAGUACUCCGGCUGCAAGCAACUCAGCGAAUCCCACAAACUACCACCAUGAGGAUACACAUACAUACAUUCCUGGAGUAAUGGACACGCUCGACGCUCAGAUUUUUGGAAGAAUUCUUCCUCCAUACAUGCAAGGAGCUGAGGAUUUGAACCUUGAGGACUUAAACGAAUUGAUUGGAGGCUAUGGAAAUAUGGAUAAUUAUAACUUUGAUGACAUGCCCAAAUAG